Ostertagia ostertagi is the source of this 501-nucleotide messenger RNA. Lineage: Eukaryota; Metazoa; Nematoda; Chromadorea; Rhabditida; Trichostrongylidae. The record is from the annotation of a GenBank genome assembly.
AUGCUCAUUCUCUUCUACCUUAAGGAUUUGGAAGACGCUAAUCCGAUGUCGAUCACUUUGCGCCAUGUCGUUCGCGCCCAGAGAGCGCUGUUGGCUGCUCGACAAAUGCCUCGUCUCUGUACUCCGGUUAGUACCACUGCUGUUCGAGCACUCCCGAGCACUCUAGACGAUGGUGCGAACAAAACUCAUGAUCACUCUCUUCAUUUCAAGCUCGAACGCUAUUUCGCUGCAGCAAUGGUGCCACUGUUUCCUGCUGCCUACUUCAUUCAUGGUCCUGUGAUGGACGCAGUGCUGACCGUUGCGCUCACCCUCCACGUCCAUUGGGGAGUGCAAGGAGUCGUCAAUGACUACGCUCGUCCGUUUGUGAUUGGAGAUACUCUUGCAAAGACUGCUCGAGCUUGCGUUUACCUCAUCACGGCUGCUCUUCUCGCAGGCCUUCUUCACUUCAACACCAACGAUGUUGGACUCACAGAGGCUUUCCGAAUGGUGUUUGAACUCUAA